AAAGCCACUCUCCCAGCCUUUGCCUCCAGACGUCGCACGUAUUCCCUCUCUCUGCACCUUUCCUCCGCCACUUUUCCCCAACCCACCACCUUUCCCUUAGCCUUAUAAACCCCCAACCUCUUUCUUCUCUCUACACUAAAAAAAACCAGGCUUAGGAGAGGGAGAACAUGAGCCAAGGCGGAGAGAAGCUCCCCUCCGGACCCAAGCCCCCACCGUCGCCCUCCCCUGCACCUGCAGGAGCCCGUAUGGCCUACGCACCGGCCCGGCCCCACAAGCUGCUUUGCGGGGUCCUGACUGCCCUCAUCCUCCUUGUAGGCAGCAUCGCGCUCGUCUUGUGGCUCGUCUAUCGCCCUUACAGGCCGCGCUUCUACGUCCAAGGCGCGGCCAUCUACUCCCUCAACCUCACCUCUCCCUACACCAUCUCAACCAGCCUGCAGUUCACUGUCUUGACGCGCAACCCGAACCGUCGCGUGGCCAUUGAAUACGACCGGCUCGCCGCUCUGGUGGUCUACAGAAACCAGGCCAUAACGGCACCUGUGGGGUUGCCUCCUUUGCAUCAGGAGAGGAAGAGCAGCGUGGCUUUUGCACCGGUUCUGGAGGGGAACGGGGUCCCAGUUUCGGGCGAGGUGGUGAGCGGCCUCGAGGGGGAUGAGGCGUAUGGCGCGGUGGCGAUGAGGCUGGUUUUUCAAGGUAGGAUGAGGUACAGAGGCGGGUUUUGGAAGAGUGCGUGGUAUGGGAUUUAUGUGAAGUGCGAGGUCUUGAUGGGGGUGAGGAGGGAUGUAGCCGGUCAGGUCCCUGUCCUAGGGGCCCCCGGCUGCAGUGUUGAGAUGUAGCCACUGCUAAAAAGUUACUGUUUCUAACGGAAUUGCCUGGUCUAACUCGGAGUCGGCCCAUUCAAACUUGGCAGCCGGCUCCAGGCUUCGAAGGAUUGGAUGCAGGUUUGUUUUUGUUAUUGCUUCUUUUGGGUUCUGGGAACAUGUAAAGAGGAGAAGAGUGUAGAGGCCUGGGGUUUAAAGAGGAUUGAUGAAAGAGUUGUUUUUGUUUUCUGUGGUUCUGGUUUGUGGUUUGAUUUCGUGA
This is a messenger RNA of Amborella trichopoda, 1077 nucleotides long. Its product is annotated as Late embryogenesis abundant (LEA) hydroxyproline-rich glycoprotein family. NCBI's taxonomy places the organism in Eukaryota, Viridiplantae, Streptophyta, Magnoliopsida, Amborellales, Amborellaceae. The record is from RefSeq and is a predicted model, not a curated record. Gene Ontology annotation, cellular component: plasmodesma; plasma membrane. Gene Ontology annotation, biological process: defense response to other organism.